Messenger RNA from Arachis ipaensis, 996 nucleotides. The record is from RefSeq and is a predicted model, not a curated record. NCBI's taxonomy places the organism in Eukaryota, Viridiplantae, Streptophyta, Magnoliopsida, Fabales, Fabaceae.
AUGGCUGAUGUUCCUCCCCCAACCUCAUCCGAGCUUCUAAGGAUGGUCACCGAGCUUCAACAAGCUAACCAACGAAUGGCGGAGGACAAUCAGCGUAUGCAAAAUCAAAUCGCGCAACUGGAACAUGCUCGUCUGGAGCAUAACAAUAAUAACCAUGAACAACACGGGAAUGAUGAACGGCAAUCGAUACCAACUCAUGUCUCGGAUACCCCGCAACAUAGGGAUGACGAGGAACAACAGAAUGAAGAAGCCCAACCUGAAGAUGAGGCAGAAAACCCAGAUAACUCUGUAGGACCGUUCACAGCUGAGAUAAUGAACUUCCAGCUACCCAGACAGUUCACUCUACCGACCACACUAACCCCAUAUAACGGGCUGGGAGACCCAAAACAACAUGUUAAAAAAUUCCGAUCAAUCAUGAUCGUUAACGGUGCCUCUGAUCCUAUUUUAUGUCGAUGUUUUCCUUCUUUUUUAGAUGGUCCUGCACUUGACUGGUUUUGUUCCUUGCCUGCAGAUUCUAUUUCACGUUUUCAGGAGUUAGCCAAGCAGUUUGAGGACCAUUUUGCAGCCUCGGCAAUAUAUCUUCAUGAUUCUGACUACUUAACAACCAUCAAACAGGGUCCACAGGAAAGUCUGAAGGACUACAUAACUCGAUUCACUAAGGUCGCCAUGAGUAUUCCGGACCUCCAUCCCGAGGUGCACCUCCAUGCUAUUAAAAGUGGUCUUCGUCCAGGGAAAUUCCAAGAAACCAUCACGGUAGCUAAACCGAAAACUCUUGCCGAAUUCCGCGAAAAAGCUAGGGGACAGAUUGAUAUUGAAGAGCUUCGCCAGGCACGGAAGUCAGAAAAACCAGUCGCUAAAGAUGACGAAAGAGCUCGGGAUACCAGGAAGGGUUUCAAACCAAUACCUCGUUACGAAUCAUAUACCCAGUUCAACACCAAAAGGGAUGAUAUCAUUAAGGAAAUUCUGAACUCAAAGUUGAUUAAACCCCCCCCGUAA